GACAGAAACAAGAUAGAGGCAGAGACAGCAAGAGAGAGACAACGAGAGUAUAACAUUAGCGAUAUGAAUUUCAUGGAAUUUGCAAAGUUUCGCGCGGCUUAGCGUUUAUCACCACAUCCCACAACAUCCACUUGUCGCUGCACACUGGGCGUUGGGUCAUUGGGCACGUGCUGCCGCCGAGCGAAAGCAGCGAUGCGCAGCUGAACUCGCCCCAAGAGCCUGAACUGCGACCCUGGCGCGUAGAAAUGAGAAAGUGUCCCUGCCCAAUGGAGCUGGCGACACUGAGUUUCAUUUAAAGCGAAUCGCAGACAUCGUGCAUAUGCAGUAAGAAUAUCAGUAAUAAUGCAAAUAAGAAUAACAUAAUGCACAACAACAGCAGCAGCACUAACAACAACAACAACAACCUGAGCUGAGCUUUAGAUCUUGGGUAUAAAACGUGUGGGUCGCUGCGAUGUCAAUUCAAACGUUUAACGAGCUCAGAGCAGCACGCGACCGAUAAGACGAGCCCCCCAGUAACAUCAUACAUUGUAUAUAAGUAUAUUGUAAUCAAGCAUUUAACAAUGCACGCCAGCAAAUUAAUGUUGUCUCUGGUGUUGACGCUGCUGUGCUGUCAGGGCCUGUUGGCAGCUUGUGUCUGCUCGGAGAAGGGCACCGAUUUCUGUCAGAGCUGCCAGGGACCGACGAUAGUGCGACCGCGGCCCCGCUACUAUGAGCCCAGCGAGGUGAACUUGUCGCCCAUCGGCGACAAUUGCUGGUGCAGCAAGCAGCUGAUCGAGCCCGCCCAGCUACCGAAGACCUGCGGCAAAAAGCCACCAUGCAAACCCACCUGCGGCUGUCAGAAGUGCCAAGAUAGCAGCUACGCCAGCWCCAGCAGCAGCAGCAGCAGCAGCUCCACAUACGAUAACAUUGGCUAUGCGGCCGAGAAGUCGAGGGAUGAUAGCCCACCGGCUGAUCCCAUAAGCGUCAGCCUGGCCGUCCAGGCGGGCAAGGCUAUCAAUGUGCCCGAGGCCAAGCUGUCCUAUGGAUUCGCACAGAAGCCCGUGGAUGGACAACAGAAAAUCUUCUUCUCCAAUGUGCCCGAGGAGAAUCUGUUUAAGCUGAAGAGCGAUGUCAUCACACUGAAGAAGCGCAACUAUGUGGCCAAGGAGGAGGAAGAGGAGGAGUACGUAGAGGAAGAGGAGGAGCAAGCCGCCGAGAGUGACGAAGCGGCGCCGCAAUUGACAUACAAGCAGCUUGGCUACAUAACCGAACAAUUCAAGAAUCCCAAAUUCAAGAAAAUCAUCUCAUCCAAAUCCAGCUACAGCUCCAGCUCGGCCAGUGAAGGCUACGGCAAGGUGGGUGGCAAAGUUUCGGUCGACUGCGGCUUCAAGCCCGGUCGGGUCGCCCCCUAUCGCAGUGCCCGUCGCCAGGAGCUGGAUAGUGGCAGCUACUAUUAGGUAGUAAGAUCAGAGUCUGUAAAUAAUUGUAUAUGAAUAGGGAUGGAUGCAAUGAUGAUGUAUGAUGUAUGUAUGUUUUAGUUAGCG
Molecule: messenger RNA, 1523 nt
Organism: Drosophila arizonae
Lineage: Eukaryota; Metazoa; Arthropoda; Insecta; Diptera; Drosophilidae
Gene: Cp7Fa
Product: Chorion protein a at 7F
Source: RefSeq, a predicted model, not a curated record